Messenger RNA from Culex quinquefasciatus (southern house mosquito), 2601 nucleotides. Its product is annotated as G protein-activated inward rectifier potassium channel 3. Gene Ontology annotation, biological process: regulation of monoatomic ion transmembrane transport; potassium ion import across plasma membrane. The record is from RefSeq and is a predicted model, not a curated record. The coding region runs from base 807 to 2291 and encodes 494 amino acids. Gene Ontology annotation, cellular component: plasma membrane. Gene Ontology annotation, molecular function: inward rectifier potassium channel activity. NCBI's taxonomy places the organism in Eukaryota, Metazoa, Arthropoda, Insecta, Diptera, Culicidae. The transcript has 9 exons.
CUGAGCUGAUGUUUCAGUGUUGAACUUCUCGCGAUCGUGCUCGCAUCGGCUUUGGUUAGUGUCUCGUGCAGCAGCCUACUUGGAUAUCGUCAGCUUUUGCGACCUGUUGUUUGUUGCGGGUGUCGUGCGUGCCCAAGACCACUUGGAUCAACCGUGAAUUCGGUCGUUUUGUUGUUGUUCUCAACCGGGGAGUGCGUUUAGUGGUUCCUGUCAAAGAGUGAGAGAAAGUGUCAGCGGUUUAACGGAUGCACGGUGAAUUUUAAUUAGCGAGAAGAGCGUGUUUUUUCGCGGCGGGAAUAUCCUGUCGUGUUUCUGCUGGUUCAAAACGUGCGAUCGAGAAGAUCAAGGUAAAGGUCAGUGUUAUUGUGGCCGACGGGAGAAAAAUAUUUGACGUGCCAAUCCGCUCUAAUUAGGGCAAGUGGAAAUUCGCGAUUGCGUCGAAGAAAGGAAAAUUUCAAGGAGAGUCGCCGCGAUAAAACGCGCGUUUUUCGAGUCGCGCCUGUGGGUGUGUGUGUGACGCGGUUUCAAAAAUAGUUUGUUGCCAAUGUGGUGCGGCGGCGGCUGCGGUGGUUGUCAUUAAAUUUUAAGUAAAUAGUAAAUAAUCGACCGCAACUCAGAACGCGUUUCUGUGCAAACCUGUCACAUCAACAAAGGAGCCGCGACGAUCUAGUUUCCACUGCGGGGAACAAACCGUUGUCCUGUCAUUGACAAAGAAGGCGCGAACGCUGAAAACCGGCACAUUUUGAGGUCUUUUCACUUUCCACCACUGCAUGGCGCUCUUGGAUCGCUAGUCGAGCCAAAAAACAAUGACCAAACUCUUCGAAGACACCAGCCGGUCCGAGACGGGUCCCCUCGUGGGCGAUGGCGACACGGCCUGGACGAAGCUGCUCGCCGCGGACACGCCCAGCCCGAUUCUGGUCAAAACCGUCGUCGAUGGCGGCGGCACAAAACCGCCCAAGGACGUGACGGUUUCGAUCGAUCCGGACUCGGGCAAACCGAUAGUCACGACGCCGGGUGAUGAUGCCGCCGGAACCAACGGCCGACGGCGCGAAUCCAUCAUCGGAACAUUCCACCGGCAGCUGCGGAUGUCGCUGAAGGCAGUGAGCGAAACUCCCGGACCGUUGACAAGAUACCGCCAGACUCGGUUUUCGUCGAGGAGAAUCCGCAAGCGGGUCAUCUUCAAGCAGGGCGAUUGCAAUGUGGUCCAGGGAAAUGUGGCCAAACGGAGACGCCGGUAUUUGCAGGACAUUUUCACCACCCUGGUCGACAUCCAGUGGCGCUGGACGCUGGUGGUGUUUGCGCUCAGCUUCAUCCUGUCCUGGCUGGGCUUCGGCACGAUCUGGUACCUGAUCUCGUACAGCCACGGCGACGUAACGGCCUACCAGCGUGGCGUCGACGAUAGCUACAAACCGUGCGUAACGUACAUCUUCGGCUUCACGUCGGCGUUUCUGUUUUCGCUCGAGACGCAACACACCAUCGGGUACGGCAACCGGUACGUGACGGAGGAGUGUCCGGAAGCGGUGUUCAUCCUGGCGCUGCAGAGCAUUACGGGCGUCUUUAUACAGGCAUUUAUGGUGGGCAUUGUGUUUGCGAAGCUGUCCCGGCCGAAGAAGCGCGCACAGACUUUACUGUUUUCGCGUAACGCCGUCGUGUGCCACCGGGACGGGGUGCCCUGUUUGAUGUUCCGGGUCGGGGAUAUGCGCAAGAGUCACAUUAUUGAGGCGCACGUUACGGCGCAGAUCAUUAGGAGGAGGAUCACCAAAGAAGGAGAGAUUUUGCCGUUUUAUCAGCAAAAUAUGGAGGUCAGCUGCGAUGGCGGGGACGAUCGGUUGAUGUUCAUUUGGCCGACGAUCGUCGUGCACAAAAUUGAUAAGGAGAGCCCGCUGUACAACCUUUCCGCGCAGGAUAUGCUGCGGGAGCGGUUCGAGAUUGUGGUUAUGUUGGAGGGCGUCGUCGAGUCCACCGGCAUGACGACGCAGGCCCGCAGCAGCUACCUGCCGUCGGAGAUCCUGUGGGGCCACCGGUUCGAGUCCGUGGUGACGUUCAAGCGGGAAACCGGCGAGUACGAGGUGGAUUACACCACGUUCAACAAUACGUACGAGGUGGAUACGCCACUUUGCAGUGCACGCCAGCUGGCGGCCGUCAAAAAGGAGCUCUGCAAGCAAACCGGAGCAGAACUGACCGACGACAGUGAGUGCGGAGUUGCGGCCGAGGAACAACGGCCGGCGGUGGACGAUUCCGGGUCCGGAAGUGCCGCGGAAUUGUGCCGGGACGGGGAGGACGGUUGCUGAGCAAACGCGCGCGAACAAAAGUGUUGAUAAUAAGUGGAUGCGUUUUACUUCCGGCGGUUGUUUUGAUUUGAUUUGUUAGUUUUUUUCGAGGGAAAAAAAAGUUCGUUCCAUUCAUUUUUAGCGUGUAACACUCAUAUCGUAGGUUAAGUGUGAUUUUAAAAGUAAGCCCAGAAUAGCGCAAGAAGAAGCUGUAAGCUGCAAUUGAAUGAAAUUCAUCAUUUUAUACUAGUGAGUAAGAUUUUUUAAGAUUGAAAACAAGCAACAAAAAAAAGUAGAUUUCAAAAUAAAGUGAAAUAGUCUAAAAAAAAAA